ACCGGCCCCGGCGGGGCAUCCUCCCGGUGCGCCUCGGGAGCGCACGGCCAAGCCCCGCCGCCGGCCCGGGCCCGAGCGAUCCCGAGCACCCCCUCCUCGGGCCGGCAGCAUGCCCCGCGGGCAAGCCUGGACGCAGGCGGAGGUCAGGAGCCUCCUGUCGCGGGUGGAGGGCACGGGGGAGGCCGCGCUGCUCAUGGCCUCCACGUCGCGUCCCAACGAGACGCUCUGGCGGGAGAUCUCCUGGGGUCUGUCGGAGGCCGGCUACGAGCGCACCGUAGCCCAGUGCCGCUCCAAGUGGAAGGCGCUCAAGCAGGCUUUCCACUCGGAGCGGGAGACGUGCCGGAGGACAGGACAGCACUCGCCCCGGCUGCCGCCACACUACCGAGCCAUGAAGGCUAUCUGGAAGGCGGCCGGGCGGCCCGUGUUUGGUGAUCGGAGGCUGCCAGGCAUGGUGAACCUGUCCUCCAGAAGGCGCAGGUCAGGCCUUGCCACACGCCCUCCAUCCUCACCAGAGACACCAGAGCACAACGUUGGCGGGGACACCUCCAGCACACUGCUUUCACCCGUGCUGCAGCGUGCAAAGGACGAGCCAGAGAGUUCAGCUGGUGAGGAACACAUUGCUGGAGUGCCACUUACACCCACUGCCAUGCCACAUGCUGGUUGCUGCUUCUCUCCCCGCUCCCUUGUGGGUUUUCCUGGUGAGACGUCCCUGGGGAUGGGAAGAAGAAACCAAGUGCUGCCAUUGGCUGCUGCAGCCACAGGCUCCCACGAGACAUCAGCCAUGAGUGGACUGCCAGCAGCAGGUGAAGAUGCAUCAGACACAAGCCUGCAUGGGUCAGGCAUGGCAGGCUUGCUCCAGAAUGUGCAGCAACUGCUGGUGCAGAUCCUGCAGACAUCACGGCAGCAGCAGGCACUACUGGAGAGUCUGGCCAGUGACACAGUCUCCCACCUCCACCAUAUCUCCCACAGCCUUGUGCAGGUGGGCGAGACCCUGCACCAACUCCUGCUCCGACCACAUCCUGGCCCCAUUGGCCACUAUGUCCCCCACAUGCCCCUUUUUGAGGGUGGCUCUUGCUCCUGUGGUGCUCCUCACACUUUCCUGGACCACAAAGAGGAGCCUCAGCUGUCCUGUGAUGCCAGGUGCAUCCCACCCUGAGUGCCACCAUCACUGGCCCCAGGAUUUGGUACAGAGCUUAGCACAAAUCUUUAUGUCAGAGGUUCCAGAUAUUUUGAAAGUUUAUACUAGAGAGACAUUUUGAUGAAAUUAAAAAUAGCUUUUCUACCAGUGA
Lonchura striata (white-rumped munia) is the source of this 1289-nucleotide messenger RNA. NCBI's taxonomy places the organism in Eukaryota, Metazoa, Chordata, Aves, Passeriformes, Estrildidae. The record is from RefSeq and is a predicted model, not a curated record.